This is a messenger RNA of Prunus avium (sweet cherry), 447 nucleotides long. The record is from RefSeq and is a predicted model, not a curated record. NCBI's taxonomy places the organism in Eukaryota, Viridiplantae, Streptophyta, Magnoliopsida, Rosales, Rosaceae.
AUGGCAUCCAGAUCAUCCAUGGUUUUCUGUUUUGUUUUCCUUGUGGCGUUGUGCUUGGAGCACAUAGCGGAAGCUGCAAGCACUGAUUGCAGACGCAUUGGCCACGGUUGCUUUGGUGCUGAGGCAGCUGUUUUUCUGAGACAAAACAGAAAGGUGCUCGCUGAGAAGGAGGAAGAAGUUGUUGUUGCUAAGGGUGUGGAGCUGCAUGAACAAGCAGCUGCAAGUGCUGGUAAUUUUGCUGAUAAUGGAAAGCAUAACUUGGUUGGGUGGGAGUUAAGGAAGGUUCCUUCUGGUCCUGAUCCACUUCACCACAAUGGAAAUAGCCCCAAAAAGCCUAGAAAUGAUCCAUAAAAAAUGUCAGCCGUUAGAUCAAGCAAAGCUAAUCCGUUCUAGAACUACCCAAUGGAUGCCUUUUAUAUUUAAUGCUUGUUUGGUCCGAGGAGAAGA